Messenger RNA from Chlamydomonas reinhardtii, 1006 nucleotides. RefSeq lists its product as uncharacterized. The transcript has a single exon. The record is from RefSeq and is a predicted model, not a curated record. NCBI's taxonomy places the organism in Eukaryota, Viridiplantae, Chlorophyta, Chlorophyceae, Chlamydomonadales, Chlamydomonadaceae. The coding region runs from base 100 to 327 and encodes 75 amino acids.
ACAAAGUGCUUUCGACUACGCGAAUGUACGGCGGUCGUGACGCCAGAAGACGUUGUUGGCGCUAGCAGGCAGAGAAAGCCAGUUAGCAGAACACAGCAAAUGCAGAAUGGUUACCUGGGAUUGACCGGUAACCGCCGAGGGCUGUGGAAGCCUGGAAGGGCGCCGCUGAACCAUCACAUUGCGAAAGCUGGGCUGGCGGACGGCUGGCCGGCUGGCGCGCGCAGAGCAGGGCACACCGACACCGACCAUGCGACACCGACCUGGAAACACCAGCGCCACCGACGCCCAUCAGCACAUGUCGGGAAGGGAGGGAAAGGGAGGGCUUAAAGCAAGGGCGACUGCUGCAUGACAACGAGCAACAGCAAGGAACCCAUGCACGCGGGCUGGCGGGUGGCUGCGGCUGGGGCUGAGGGCAGGAGGCGGGCGUGGGCGGUGCGAGGCUCGCUGCGGCACUACUCUAGAGGCAGAAACGGAAGGCAUUGCGGAAAGAAUUAAUGCGGUAUGGCGCUGUGUGGAAGUAAGUGCUGAACGCGGGUGGCCGAUGUAGCAGGGAGACUGCCCAACACCCUGCGAGAACGUGCAGGGGGGGGGGGUCGAGUUCGAGGGUUCUGAAGUUACUGAGUUUACGGAGGCGGGGUGGGACUGGGCGGGCAUGAUCGCGCAGGUGGCUAACUAACGUUGCGCAAGGAUGCCGCAGCUCCGAACGAGACGGACUGGGGGUUCCGGAUGCCACGGAUGUAACAAACGUACACUGAAUUUACGGCUAUCUGGGGGGCGUUGGAAACGGGCGCCGUCAGUGGGACUGGUGGGGGACGGUGGGGAUCGGUGGAACGUGUAUGGGGGGGUUGGUUCGAGUUCGGCGAUUCUGAAGUUACUGAGUUUACAGAGGCGGGGUGGGACUGGGUGGGCAUGAUUGCGCAGGUGGCUAACGUUGCGCAAGGGUGACGCAGGUCCGAACGGCACGGACUGUUGGUUCCGGAUUCCAUGGAUGUAACGAACGUCUACU